Molecule: messenger RNA, 1401 nt
Organism: Lasiodiplodia theobromae
Lineage: Eukaryota; Fungi; Ascomycota; Dothideomycetes; Botryosphaeriales; Botryosphaeriaceae
Exons: 1
Coding region: 1-1401 (466 amino acids)
Source: RefSeq, a predicted model, not a curated record
AUGAAAUCAAGGCCUUGUGACACAUCUGCACCCUCGAAACGGAACGCCGAGCCCGCCGCGGGCCAGACCGAGCCUAGCCUAGACAUCUGCCACCUCCUUCUACUUCCGCGUGAACUCCGCGACCUUAUUUGGGAGUACAGCCUACUGUCGACUCAUACGCCCCCCGCUCAAUCCUCACCCCCAAGAAUCACCUCUGAUUACCGCCAAUACGACUCAUGGGGUGAGGAAGCGAGUUACUACCCGCGGCGCACCCGCGUCAAUAGCACUACUCUGCUCUGCUGCAGCCGUCAAAUCAACGCCGAGGUCUCCGAUGCUAUUGACCGACUGCGCGCCCAACGGCGGCUAACAUGUUCGCUGCGCAUUCUGCUCCGGAACGAGCAGUACCUCUUCAUUGACUGGCUUUGCGUCCCCGCCGUAGCAACUCACUACGACGCCGUCCACAUCGACUUCAAAACCGUGGGCAAGCCUCAGCCAAUAGGCAGCGGCAGCCUGCGUGGCUUGCCCAUCAAGACGGUCCACCCGUCCGCCCUACCGGGACAUCCUUCGCAGAACCCAAACGCCUCCUCGUCGUCCAUCUCGCGCACCAGAGGAGCGUCCUGGUCAUCGCUGCUGUACGAGCCCAAGGACCGCGACUUCUCCUUCCACCGCCACCUGUUCAAGCUACUCGCCCGCCUGCGCAACUACGGGCCCUCCUUCCUCGGCGACCCGGUCAUCUUCUCCGCCAUCACCACUCCCAGCAGCGGCGGCAGCACCUUCUCCUCGUCCUCAACACCACCAUCAAGUAGCCGCUGUCGAGCCCCGACCCCAACGACCUUCACCACCCUGACCAUUAACGUCCUCACGCCGCCCUCAUCCCACACGGACCCCUCCGCCUUCCGCCCGCCCCUCUACCCCUGGCUCAUCUGCGGCGGCAGAGACGAAACCAACUUCCGCCAGCGCUGGCUCGCCGUCGUCCGCCGCUACCAGCGUGAAUGUAGCAGCAGCAGUAGCAGCAGCAAUUUCCCUGGUGGUGGUGGUGGUGGUGGUACCGGCAUGCUCGUCCCGCCCGCCGUCGUCGCCGCCUGCUGCCGCGAGUUCUUCGCCUGGGCCAUGCACGCACGCAGCACCGCUGGCGCCGGUGCCAGCGGCAUCGGCGUCGGCAAGGGCCAGAACGCCUUCUUGAAGGACGGCUUCGGCGAUGUGCGGGUGCUGUUGGAUGGGAGAGAGGACUUGGGCCUGGAGAGCGGCGGUGAGCCCGAGAUGAUGAGGGCGCCCGGGCCGGGGCCGGGGCCGGGGCAGAGCAGGGGGAGGAGCUGGUGGGAGCCUGUGUUCAAGGAUGAGGCUGAGGCGUUUGCGUGCGAUGGGGGAGAGGGGCUGCAUAGAUAUUGUAAGGUGACAAGGGAGUUGAGAAGAAGGGGGUAA